ACGUUAACCACUUGGCCAUUAGAAAUCACAACAAUCAAGCUGGUAGUAAAGGCUUCUUGAAUCGGACUUUUUAAUAUAUUUGAUCCAGUUGGUGAUACAGGUGGAACAGAAGAAAGAAAAGUUCGGAAGAUUGUUAGUUUUUAAUUUACUUAAGAGGCUUGUUGGAAGUUGUGAUUGAACAAUGAUCAUCUCGAGCUCCUGAGUUAUCGAUAUCUCCAAAACUUCAUCACAAAUAGUUCUACAAUCAUCAUUGAUGUUAUUGCCGAGAGUCAAACUCCAAAGCAACAAGCGCCUACACGGUAAAAAUUUCAACGACUAUCAUGGCAUCGUCGGUGUUCGUCGCGAGGCGGUAUAUGCAAAAAACUUUCCCAUGGAUUCAGUAUCCGCUUAUCGUGUCGGCGCCGAUGUUGGGAGCUGCCACCCCUGCUCUUGCGAGAAAUGUAAGUAGGGCAGGAGGUAUAGGAUUUAUUGCAGGAGGUAAUAGCGGGCCGGACCUUGAUCGAAACCUUACCAUCAUAAGUUCAUUGUUCGCAGCUGACGCCCAUCAACUCCCGGGCCUUCAAAACUUUGAUAGCCUUCCUAUUGGCAUUGGUUUUCAGAAUUGGAACUGUAAAAUCGAUGUUGCCCUUGAAGCUACCAAGAAACAUAAACCGUCCGCAAUAUGGCUUUAUGCACCGAAAAGAAUUGAAGAUUUGAAAGAAUGGGUCGUAGAACUCAGAUCUAUCAGUGAUGGCAAAAUUUCAAUCUGGGUACAAGUCGGAACAGUCAGAGAGGCAUUGGAUGUUAUGGAAAUAGCAAGUCCCGACGUUCUGGUCAUUCAAGGAACGGAUGCUGGCGGUCAUGGACUGGCUCGAUCAGCCAGUAUUAUUUCGUUACUUCCAGAAGUUGCGGACGCACUUGAAGAUAGGGACCCGGCACUCAAAGGUGUACCGCUACUCGCAGCUGGAGGGAUCAUGGAUGGCCGAGGAGUUGCUGCUGCAUUAUGUCUAGGCGCGACAGGAGCAGUUAUGGGUACCAGAUUUCUUGCGGCUGAAGAAGCAGGCAUCCCUCGAGGUUGGCAAAGAGAGCUUGUGAGAGCUUCCGAUGGAGGUGUUAGCACCGUACGGUCUACCUUGUGUGAUCGAUUGAAGACAACGGUCGGAUGGCCACCACAAUAUGACGGCCGUGCGUUACUCAAUAAGGGUCACGAGGAUGAGAAGGCUGGAAUGACAGAUGAGGAGAAUGUUCGCUUAUAUAGAGAGGAGUUAACGAAAGGUGACGAGGCUUGGGGUGCUAAUAGUAGAUUGAUCGCAUAUUCCGGAACUGGCGUCGGACUGAUAAAGAACGUAAUGUCAGCUGGGAAGAUUGUUGAAGACACAGCGGAAGGAGUAUUAAAAAUUAUGUCGACAGAGAACGAAGACUAUGUUAGGGGUACUGUGCGUCGCGUUACCUAGUAACAUACUAAUAAUCUACACGUGCAAUGACUCGGAAUGGACGAGGGGGCCUUAUAGCUAGGAGUUUCAAUUCAUAUUGACACUGCCUCUCCCUCAUUUGGGACAAUCAAUCACAAAGAGUGGUGUCUAGUUACGGAUUGCAAUUUCCUAAUUUGACAUUUUUUCUAUUUUCUAGUGGUUUACUGGGCUCUGGGGCUGUACCUGAGUAUGAUUUAGGGUACAAAUUCAUGGUUAAAUAUCAUCUGAACACACGAAUCAUGGAUAUCAUUCGCUCGUGCUUCAUUUUG
Molecule: messenger RNA, 1720 nt
Organism: Sclerotinia trifoliorum
Lineage: Eukaryota; Fungi; Ascomycota; Leotiomycetes; Helotiales; Sclerotiniaceae
Source: the annotation of a GenBank genome assembly